Messenger RNA from Lacerta agilis (Sand lizard), 1983 nucleotides. It is a transcript of the gene EHF, whose product is annotated as ETS homologous factor. Gene Ontology annotation, cellular component: nucleus. Bases 322 to 1221 code for a protein of 299 amino acids. Gene Ontology annotation, biological process: regulation of transcription by RNA polymerase II; cell differentiation. The transcript is spliced from 9 exons. Lineage: Eukaryota; Metazoa; Chordata; Lepidosauria; Squamata; Lacertidae. Gene Ontology annotation, molecular function: sequence-specific DNA binding; DNA-binding transcription factor activity, RNA polymerase II-specific. The record is from RefSeq and is a predicted model, not a curated record.
UUUGUUUGUGCGGGAAGGUGUGAGUUGGCUGGCUGUAUGCAAAUGUUUGCAAUCCCUGUGGGGUUUUUUUUUAAGUUUUAUUUUAGACGAUCCAAUCAGAAUAACAGGAAGUGACCUAAGGAAUUCCACAAUUGGCCAGCUAAACAUUCUAAAAUAUGUUUUAAAAUUAAUAUCACAAGCACCUGCCUUCACUGCUGUGAGGUUUUUUGAAGUGAUAGCCUGCCACCUAUGUGUACCUAACAUCUGGUAUAACAUCUGAUCAGUCUUUUCACUGCUGCAGCUAAAGGAUUUCCCCAACAGAACCAGCAGCUAAAUGAGACCAUGAUUUUAGAAGGAACCGGCAGAAUGAGUCUUAAUUCAGUCACAAGUCUUCUCCACGAGCAGCCGUCCUGGACAGAUGGAUACCCCACAUGUCAUGCAUCAGGCAGUUUCUUUGGAACUCAGUGGCAUGAGAUACACCCUCAGUACUGGACAAAGUAUCAGGUCUGGGAAUGGCUUCAGCACCUUUUGGACACCAACCAGCUUGAUGCCACCUGCAUUCCUUUCCAGGAGUUUGAUAUUGGUGGGGAACAUCUGUGCAACAUGAGUUUGCAAGAUUUCACCCGAGCAGCUGGCACAGCUGGGCAGCUUCUUUACAGCAGCCUUCAUCACCUGAAGUGGAAUGGCCAGUGUGGAAGUGAAAUGUACCCUUCACACAAUGUCAUUGUUAAGACAGAACAAACAGAUCCGUCUUUAAUGGCAUCAUGGAAAGAAGAGAACUAUUUCUAUGAUAGUGGAUAUGGUGGCACAGUAGAAUUAGUGGACAGCAAAGCGUAUUGUCGAGCACAGAUUGCAAUCAACGCUGCUAGUCACCAGCCUACUGAAGAUGCUUCAGGGCUGAAAAAAACACAAGACCACCUUACAAAAUCUCACAGCAAGAAACACACUCCUCGAGGGACUCACUUGUGGGAAUUUAUCCGAGAUAUUCUCCUGCAUCCAGAGAAGAAUCCAGGCUUGAUAAAGUGGGAGGACCGGUCUGAAGGCAUCUUCAGAUUCUUAAAAUCUGAGGCAGUAGCUCAGCUGUGGGGAAAGAAGAAAAACAAUAGCAGCAUGACUUAUGAGAAACUCAGCCGUGCCAUGAGAUACUAUUACAAAAGAGAAAUUCUUGAACGUGUAGAUGGUCGGAGACUAGUUUAUAAAUUUGGAAAGAAUGCCCGUGGCUGGAGAGAAAAUGAGAACUAAGGAUCCACUUUAAAAACAACUGUACAAAUUUUCACCAACAGGAAAAAUAUGUAAAUAUUUCAGAGACUAUUUUCUUCUAUUUAUGUACAAAAAAUUGAGGGAGGCCGGGCAGAAAUCUACUUCUAAUGGGAAGAAGGAACACUAUGGUUUAUUGAUGUUGAAAUUAUUUUAUUUGACAUAUGUCCUUCUAUGGGGAAAGAUGUACACAGUUUUCUGUGACCUAUGAUAUAAUGCUGUAUGGUUGUGUUUGGGGAUGUGUUUUCCUUUCUUGUGAAGACUUUAAAAAUGUAUUCCAAGAGAAAUGUGAUUUAUAACAAUACUGUGAGAGAAGUAUGUACUGAGAUGAACUCACAGGGCAUUACUUUUUACUUCAGAGCCUGACAAUAAGGACUAUUGCUUUCUGCAUUUAAGAGAAAUUAGGAUGCAUCUAUAUAUUGUCCUUCCCCAACCUGGAGCCUUCCAGAUAUUGUGGCAAAUGGUCAGUAACAAAGGAAGUUUUAGUCCAAAGCACCUGGAAGGUGUGAGGUUAGGAAAUGUUGAUCUAUAUCCUUUAUCACAGUGUAAGGGUUGUAUGAGAAGAUCUGGCCUCUCAAAUCUUGUGUCUGUUUUAGAGGUAGCUGAUGACUGUGGGAUAUUGCCCUGUUUUGGUCUCCGUUCUUGAUCCUCAGUUUAAGAGAUGGAUUCAUGUUCCUGGAUGAAAGACUAUUUGUUCAAAUAACUGUCCUGGAACAUGAGAAUCCACAAUCUCAGUAAACAGAUAUU